GGGUAAGCAACGAACUCCUCCUGAUUCGAUUUGAGUUUUGCGAAUCCUCCAGUUUCCUUAACAAGUCAAGAUGGACACAAUGAGGUCGGGGAACGCAAAUGUGGUCGAACGAUGUCGUAAGCUUGCGGUAAUUGUAGACUAUGCACAUCUUAGUUGACAACUCGUAUCGUAAAUUAAAUAGCCUAUCCACGGUCACGAUGGUUUAGAAUUCUCUUUAGGCUGCACCCAAAAUUUCUAUAGUCAAACACACGGGGUUGAAUAAACCACAUUGAUUAGUUCAAAAAAAAAAAACCACAUUGUCCGUUGAAAUGUUGCACGCGAGUGUUUAAACUCAUCCAGCCAGAGAUCAGCUGUGUCCUGAUCCCUGAAUUAAUUUAGUACCCCCAGCAAGAAACCGUCCCUCUUCCACUGUGGGAGCUUCAGAAUGGAGGUGCUCCUGUCUGCAGUUCUUGGUGAUCUUGUGAGUAGAUCCAUAUCCUUCUUAGUUGACAAAUACUACCAGCAGAAGAUGGGCAUGGGGGUGGAUCUGCAAUGCCUGCGCCACUUGCUGCUGCGGAUCGAGGCAACUGUCCUGGAGGUCGAGGGGCGGCACAUCACAAAUCGAGCGAUGCUCCAGCAGCUUCAGAUGCUAAGAGAAGGCAUGUACAAGGGAUACUACUUGGUUGAUACUAUCAAGAAUGGAGUGCUUCAGCAUGAGAUGGUCAAUGAUGAGGUUGGUGAUCACUCAUUUUCCUUUCCCAAACUCAGACCUACCAAGCGGUUGUGUUUCUCCACUAGGACGUUCACCAUGGCUUUUCAAGGUGAGGAUAGGAAGGAGGUGGGAGAGAUGCUUUGUAGCCUACUGAGUAUCACUGACGAUAUGAAAGAGUUUCUUGUUUUCUUGAAGGGAUAUCCUCACAUACACCGCCAACCUUAUAGCCAACAUUUAAUUUUGGAAAAAUGCAUGUUUGGUCGCCAAGCAGAAAUAGAGAGGAUUACCAAUUUCUUGUUGCGAGAAUCUCUUGGGGCAGAAAGUUUGGGAGUUCUUCCAAUAAUAGGUCCAGCAAGAGUUGGGAAAAGUACUCUUGUUGAGCAUAUUUGCUAUGAUGAGAGGGUACGCAGUUUUUUCUCUUCUAUUGUUUUCUGUAGUGGAAGUGAUAUCGGAAGCAAAAGCUUUGCUGAUCUCAGAGAUAGUGGCAUAGUCAAGCAUCAAAGUUGUGUUGCACAUGAACGGUCACUUAUCAUCAUCGAAUUUAUUGAUGAUGGCGAUGUAGAUGAGGAAAACUGGAGAAGAUUGUACUCUUCAAGAAGCUGCAUACCACAUGGGAGUAAAAUUAUUAUUACAAGUAGAUCUGAAAGGUUCAGGAAUGUUGGAACAACUCAACCUCUUGAGCUAAGUUUGUUGCCUCAGGAGGCCCAUUGGUACUUCUUCAAGGUGCUUGCCUUUGGAAGCACAAACCCUGUGGAGCACCCAUUUCUAGAAUCAGCAGCUAUGGAAAUGGCAGCAGAGUACAGAUGUUUUGUAGCUGCUAAUUUCGUUGCUUCAUUAUUCAGAGCUAAUUUUUGCACCCAGUUUUGGCAUUUGUUCCUUAGAUGUCACAGAAACAUCGUUGAGAAACAUGUCAUUCUAUUUGGUGAACAUCCAUACACUCUUGUUCAAAAAAAUCACGGUAUAUAUCUUGUUGAAAAUUUUAGGGAUCCAAAAUUCAUUCUAGUCAAUGGCUAUAAAACAUGUCUCAGGGAUGAUGAUCCUAAGGUAAUGCUACAUGAAGUCCAUACUGGAACUUCUAAAGCUCAUGGAAAAUUUGAGGUCCUAGUAUGGAGAUCACGCAUACCUCCCUACCAUGAGUUCGUAAUGAGUUGUGAAGCACAAGCACAGCAGCAUAUAAUAUUCAAGAGGAAGCGGUUUUUGGCAUAGGGGAGUUUGACUUGGUAUCAGGUCGUCCAUGGAUUAUAAUUAUUAAGACCAGUUGAUAAUGUUAAGUAGGCCAUCUGCCACAUGCAUGAUACACUACCUGUGCACACUGUUCAUGCGCGUGAAUGGAUACGUUCUGGUACUCUAGCAACAGUUGUUAUGUUAGAAACUAAUUAGGCUGAAUUGCCAGUGAUAAGCGUUUUGGAGGUCAAGCCAUCUGAUCCACAUAAGGAUGGGUUGUAUCUAUUUUUGUUAAGCAAACAAUAUGAAAGAAUCAAUCAUUUAAUCUAGUCUCCUCACAUGUAUAUUCAACUCAUAGACAGUUAUGAAGGAACAACUAUAAUGUGUAUGAAUAAUAUGUAAGAUGGCAUCUCUCAUUUCUUCAAUGAAAUAUAUAAUCUUGUCCAUUUUCGGAAUA
Messenger RNA from Oryza sativa Japonica Group (Japanese rice), 2312 nucleotides. Its product is annotated as disease resistance protein RGA2. NCBI's taxonomy places the organism in Eukaryota, Viridiplantae, Streptophyta, Magnoliopsida, Poales, Poaceae. The record is from RefSeq and is a predicted model, not a curated record.